AUGGAGUGGUCAAACGAAAAAUGCAUUGAGUUUGUCGAAGACUAUCGCCAAUUUACAUGUCUUUGGAAAGCAUCUGACAAAGAUUAUAAAGACAGAAUUAAAAGAGGUGACGCUCAACAAUAUUUGGUUGAUAAAUAUAAAUUAGGAACUAGAAAAGCAGUGAAUAACAAAAUAAAAAGCUUCCGGUCAUACUUUCAUCGGCUUCACGCUGAAUACAAAAGAAAACGAAGUGGAGAUGGAAGAGAUGAUGCACUACCAGAGCCGAACUGGUUUCUUUAUAAAUAUUUACUAUUUAUUCUGGAUGGUGAGGAGAAUCGGUCCGGCAAAGAAACGUUUACGACUCAACGAGAGACAUCAUCAGAAAAAGAACACUGUGAGGAGGAUGAGAGUCAACAGGACAGAGAAAGUCAUCGCGAAAGUGAUUUUCAAUCAGGACUGAUCUUUGAUUCGCCUCCAGGAACACCAGUAAUCCGUAAAGCUGAAAAUAAUGAUAUUAUUCGUAAACAAGAAAUAGAAGAACUUCAGGAACAACCAUCUAUUCACAUUUCUUCUAAUCAGGUUCUUACAGCCAAGGCUUAUCCUAGUAACAAUUCCAAUUUAUAUUAUGCCUACCCAUACGAGUGGUUAUGA
Molecule: messenger RNA, 630 nt
Organism: Diabrotica virgifera virgifera (western corn rootworm)
Lineage: Eukaryota; Metazoa; Arthropoda; Insecta; Coleoptera; Chrysomelidae
Exons: 3
Coding region: 1-630 (209 amino acids)
Source: RefSeq, a predicted model, not a curated record